Messenger RNA from Stegodyphus dumicola, 2331 nucleotides. RefSeq lists its product as uncharacterized. NCBI's taxonomy places the organism in Eukaryota, Metazoa, Arthropoda, Arachnida, Araneae, Eresidae. Gene Ontology annotation, molecular function: methyltransferase activity. Gene Ontology annotation, cellular component: nucleolus. The record is from RefSeq and is a predicted model, not a curated record.
UUUCUGUUCGCACGUUAUGCUUGUUUACUAUGCUACCGUGAUCCCACGGAGUAUACGUGCGUGAUCCUAAGCAAUAGUGCUCAGACGUUAUACAAAACUUUUAUGGAGCUUCAAUCUACUUUUAUUAACGUAUUAAUUAUAUAUAUUUCAUUGAUAUCAACGUAAUGGAUUUUUCUCUACCUGAUAGUGAUAUUUGGGAUGAUUCGCCUUCUCAAGACAAAUUCCUCGAAAACUACUUUAAAGACUAUAUGUUACCUUCUCCUGAUAUAACAAAGAAGAAAAGUAAAAGAAAAAGGCAGAAGCUUUCAAAUUUAAAUGAAGAUUACAAUCAUGUUUUGCAACCAACUGAGACUCAGAUAUGCCAUGUUCUUAACACUAAAACAAAAAAUGAAACAUCAGGUUCUAAUUAUUUAAAUACUAAAAAACAAAAAAAUGAUACUUUUAAAAGUUAUUUGGGUAGUAGUGGAGAAAUCCUAUUAUCCAAAGUUAAGAAAAAUAAUUUGCAUGAAAAGAGAAAAUUGGAAAAUGAAUGCAGAAACAGAAUAGACUUACUGCCUUCAGAACCUGCUUCAUCUUUGCAAGGAGAUAAAUUAUCUUUAAAGAAGAAGAAAAAGCAAACUUCAAAAACUGCUUCACUUAGAGGUAUGAAUUCAACUAAUUCAAAACAUGAUAAAAAUAAUAUAGAGCCUGAGAAGGUAAAUAAGUGGAAUAAAAAUAUACUAAAAUCAAAUAAACUAAAGAAAUCAUCCCCAGCCUCAGAAAUAAAAAGAGUAACUAUAGCUGUGGAAUUUCCAAAUGAAGAUUUUGAACUAAUAGAGGAGAUUAAAAAUAGUUCUAUAUAUAAAGAAUUACAGAAUUUUACAGGACAACAGCAGUUUUUCAAACAAAUUGAUUCAAGAAAUAAUGUCUCUGAAUCUUCUAAUGACAAGGAGCACAUCCCAGAUGUAAGUGAGAAUGAAGUUCAGAUGAUAUCUAUAAAACAAACAAGUCAAUCAAUAACAGAGAAUGAAACUAAGAAUAGUAAUUUUGAUGGAAAGAAAAAAUUAAAAAAUAAAUUUAAAAACAUAACAUCAUUCCACUCAGAACCAAUUACUAUGUUGCAUGGAGGUAAAUUAUCUUUAAACAGGAAAAAAAAUAAAAAGAAUCAAGUUUUAAAAACAGGUGUUGAUGAUGCAAUGAGAAAUGUAGUUUUAGCUAAUUUGAAAGAUGGCAAAAAUAAUGUACAACUUAAAACAAGUAAGCAUAGUAAAAAAACAUCAUGCACAAAUGACAUAAAGAAAACAUCUCAAGGCUCAAAGGACAGUGGUGUAACUGAAGCUGCAAAACUUUCAAAUGAACGUAUUGAGAUAACAGAGGAGGUUAAAAGUAGUUGUAACAUAGUGCAGAAUUUUUCAAGGAAAUUACAGUUUCCAAGACAAAUUAAUUCAAGUUGUAAUUUCUCUAACUCUUCUAAUGAAGGAUUCUUGGAUACUAGUGAAAAUAAAUUGCAAAUGACGUCUCUAAAACAUUGUUCAAGUCAGUCAGCAAUGGAAUGUAAAACUGUCCCUGAAACAAGUCUAUAUAAAAAUAAGAAAAAUAAAGCAACAUCUUUUAUAAACAAAGCACAAAAAAUGUUAAGUGCUGCAAAAUUUAGGUAUUUGAAUGAAAAAUUAUAUACUGGAUCUGGAAGAGAUGCAUAUGAAUAUUUUCAGAAUAAUUCUGAUGAAUUUGAAGAUUAUCAUUCUGGAUAUAAAAUGCAAGUCCAUAAAUGGCCCAUGAAUCCUGUCGAUUUAAUUAUCCAAGAUUUACGUAAAUUAUCUGAAAAUGCAGUAAUAGCUGAUAUGGGAUGUGGUGACGCUAAAAUUGCUCAAACAUUUACAGAUAAGACUGUCUAUUCAUUUGACUUGAUAGCACUGAAUGAAUUUGUAACACCUUGUGAUAUAUCUAAGGUACCUUUGUCAAAUGAAAGUGUAGAUGUUGUAGUGUUUUGUUUAUCACUUAUGGGCACAAACUUUAAAGACUAUCUAUUUGAAGGUCAUAGAAUAUUGAAAGAAAGUGGCAUUUUAAAAAUAGCAGAAGUUGAAAGCAGAAUUGAUGAUCUUGACAAGUUUAUAAAAUGUCUGAAAUGUAUGGGAUUUUCAUUAGAAUGCAAAAUUACUGAGUACAAGAUGUUUGUUUUUCUUGAUUUUAAGAAAGUAAAAAGGAAGAUAAAAAAAGGAGCUGUGCCUAGUAUUUCUCUAAAUCCUUGUUUAUAUAAAAAAAGAUAAAGAUUUUAUACUUUGAUCAUGCUGAUUUUUUUUAAUAUAUGAUCCAACUGAUUUCUUGUUACAGAAAUAUAAAAAUUAAAACAUG